Molecule: messenger RNA, 4837 nt
Organism: Tupaia belangeri chinensis (Chinese tree shrew)
Lineage: Eukaryota; Metazoa; Chordata; Mammalia; Scandentia; Tupaiidae
Gene: PPP1R15B
Product: protein phosphatase 1 regulatory subunit 15B
Biological process (GO): response to endoplasmic reticulum stress
Cellular component (GO): protein phosphatase type 1 complex; endoplasmic reticulum
Molecular function (GO): protein phosphatase regulator activity
Source: RefSeq, a predicted model, not a curated record
CCCCCCGGUAGCCGCGGGAGGCCCCUUCUCUAUGGUGGUGAGGCCUCGAGCCGGCUAGGACACUUCCUUCCCCGCCAGGAUGGCCGUCGCCUCUGCCGCCGCCUCCUGCGCGGGCCGCUCCGCCCUGUGGUCUGCCUUCCGCUGCCGAAGCCGCCGCCCGCUGAGGCUCUGCAGCUGGCCCGGGGAUCGGCCUGGAACCCCGACUCUGCCCCUGGGCAAGGCCGAGGCUGUGUAGGCCCUCCCCGAAUCCCGCCCGCGCCGAGCUCCGCGGACCCAACCCAGCCUGCCGAGAAAAGGAGAUGGAGCCGGGGACUGUGGGAGCGCGGAAACGGCCCGCCCCUCGGGCGGGAUCCCGGUUCUGGCUGCCUUUCUUCCCGUGGCGUUCACACCCAGGUCCUUGCAAGUUCCCGACGCCGCCUGCCCGGGACAGCCCUGGGGACCCCCUAUGGCCUUCCUCUGCCCAGCCCGAAGCUCGAACCAGCUUCUGGGCCGAGCUGCUCGCCCUGUUCCUCGCGCCGCUCCCCGCGGUGCUGCAGAAGCUGCUGACCUGGAGCCAGGUUCUCGGGGGGCUGGUUCCGACCAGAUGGCUAGAUUUUGCUGGAGUCUACAGCGCCCUGCGAGCCCUGAGCGGACGGGAGAAGCCCGCUGCCCCAGCAGCGCCGAGAUCUUCGCGUUCGCUGCGGCUGGACUGCGCGGGCGACCCGGCCCUAGACUGGCUUGAGGAGGGGAUCCACUGGCAGUGCUCGUCCCCAGACUCAGGCUUGGAGUUGAAGGCCAAGGGAAACGCUGUGGACCCUGCGGCACACACUUUUCUCGUAGAGCAGCAGCUGUGGGGAGUGGAGCUGUUGCCCAGAAGCCUUCAAGCCCAUCUGUUCUCUGACCGGGAACUUGGCUCUUCGCCCUCCCGGCCGCUGAACGUUCACCCCGUAGGCAGUUUCAAUGUGAUUUCCUACUUGCUGAAGCCCUCCUACCUGGACUACCUUCCCCGGCUGGAUCUCUGCUAUCAGAACAUCUGCAGAAGUGACGAGCUGGUGGAUUUUCCGACACUAGCCCCAGAGAGCACCUAUGCAGUUGAAGACCACUGUCACCUCCAGCCACNGAAGGCCGAGAGCGCCCCAGCCUCGUGGCAGGGAUGUCCUGCUCUUUCUACAGAAGACUUGCCAGAAAUCCACCACCUUCGCUCGAAACGGUUGGAAUUCCUUCAACAGGCCACCAAGGGGCAAGAGUUACCCACUCCGGACCAAGAUCAUGGCUACCACAGCCUGGAGGAGGAACACAACCUGCUUAGGAUGGAUCUGAAACACUGCGGAGAUAACCCAACACAGUUUGUUCCUCCUGCUGGAGCCGUUCCUGAGAACACUCAGGAGCCAACUGAGGAAAAUGCAGAGUUGUUGACUGAAGAGGUUCUCCUGGCUUUGGACAAACAGAGCCAUUUGGAAAGCCGCCUGACUUGUGAUGUACCUGUGGAAAAAGAUUUUGGAGAGGACCAACUAAGUGUAGUUGACCUUCCAGUUUCUGCAAGACCAGCUUGUAGUAACAAACUGAUAGAUUACAUUUUGGGAGGUGCAGCCAGUGACCUGGACACAAGUUCUGAUUCAGAAGGUGAGGAUUGGGAUGGGGAAGCUGAGGAUGAUGGUUUUGAUAGUGAUAGCUCACUGUCAGAAUCAGAUCUUGAGCAAGACUCCGAAGGGCAUCACCUUUGGAACUCUUUCUACAGUGUAGAUCCUUAUAAUCCCCAAAACUUUACAGCAACAAUUCAGACUGCUGUCAGAAGUGUUCCUGGGGACUCCACGGACUCAGAGAAGAAUUUGUCAGACAGGUCUGAUCUAGAGCACUCUCCCCAGACUGGAAGCCUUCCUGAGACCCCUGACCAAAGUUCUGAGGAGGAAGAUGACUGGGAAUCUAGUGCAGAUGAAGCAGAGAGUCUCAAACUGUGGAACUCUUUCUGUAAUUCCGAUGACCCCUACAACCUUCUAAAUUUUAAGGCUCCUUUUCAAACAUCAGGGAGAACUUGGAAAAGCUGUCUUGACCCAGAGAGACUGUCUGAGUCCAUUGUGCCCAUUUCCGAGUGUCACACCUUACUUUCUUGUAAGGUGCAACUAUCAGGGAGCCAAGAAAGUGGAUGUUCUCACUUGGUACAGCCUGAGGUUCUUUCUGGAGAAAGACACAUGCAUAUCAAGAGGAAAAAGGUAACUUUUCUUGAAGAAGUUACUGAGUAUUAUAUAAGUGACGAUGAGGAUCGCAAAGGACCAUGGGAAGAAUUUGCAAGGGACGCGUGCAGGUUCCAGAAAAGAAUUCAAGAAACAGAAGAUGCUAUUGGAUAUUGCUUGACAUUUGAGCACAGAGAAAAAAUGUUUAACAGAAUCCAGAAACAUGCUUCAGAGGACUUAACAUUUUGGAGCAAUGUUAAGAAGAGUUGACAGUCUGUAGCCCUAGCAUAUGCUACCUCUUACUUAAGGGGUUUCUUUUGAAAACAAUACUGGCAGCUGUCCUUUGGGUCUCUUGUAUUUGUUUGUUUUUAAGAAGAAAUAUAACAUGGUCCAGUGAUCUAGUUUAAUUUUUUUGCAACAUGUCUACUCAGAAAACAUUCCAGUUUGAACCCAUGCUUUAUGAUGAAAGAUGAGAUAGUGUGGCUUCUAAUCUUCUUUUAUUUAGUUGGAUGUGUUUUUAAAUGUUCAUUGCUUGCUUGAGGUGAAAGGGGGACCGGCCUUUUGAGUUGUACUUUUGCACUUUCAAACCUUAUUUUUUUGGGAAACAAUAUUGAUAGGGCUUAAAGCCCGUUUUCAGUUCUAAUUUAAAAUAAUAUGUACCUGUCUAAAAACUCCCCUCCCCCCAACAUUCUGAAGUUAAUGGGUUUGUAUGUUUUUUCUUUUUUAUUUCAGUGAUUUGGCCCAUCUUCUUUAAGGCAAAAUAUAUAAUCUUGUAUGUGCUAUCAGUGCAAAGCACAUCAAUCACAUUGUGUCACUUUUUUCUUUGACUUCGGUUGAAAAUUUAUGUGGAUUUUUAUUUCUCUGUUAGGUUCUACUGAAGAUAUUUUCAAAGACUGCCACAAAGCCCACAUGUGCAGUACUCCCUGCGACUUCAGGAAAGCUGCAUCUUUCUGCCAAAUUUUUCAUCUUAAUACUUGUGCAAAUUAUUCUUUGGAGAGGGUUCCGUAUCUGGUAUUGUAUUAAUAAUUUCCUGUCGAAUGUGUUUCUUUCAAUGGGCAGGAAUUGUAAACCAUUCUACAAAGUAACAAUUGUGUCAUAGGCGUUUAUUUUUUAAAUUUAAAAUCCUAGAAUUUUUCUAGAAAGAAGAUGGGAGACAUUUCAAAGUAAUUUGGUUUUGUCAUGUAUGCUCUCAAAACCAGUGUUAUUACUAUCAUGCCUCAGCACUGUCACUUUUAAAACCUGUCAGGGUGACACUAAAUUUGGAAAUGGGCAGUGCUCAAUUUUCAUGUUGCAAAUGUAAAAUAGAAACUUGAGUGAGCUUAAUGCGUUCUGUUGUUUUCAUAGUGAGAGAAGUAAUAGGAAGGCUUAUACUUUCAGGAAAGGAUAGAACUAUAGAUUUAACAAUUAGAAAGUCUUAAUAUCUUUACCUCAAAGUUUACUUUGGAGUGGAAGUCGUUGCAUUGACUGGUUUUGCAUGGUUUAUUUAGUUAACUUUAUAGGAAGGAAUGUUAACUGUCUCUAAUAGUCUCUUGACUCUCCUACCACCUGUUACAGGUAAUAGAAAACAAGUCAAAUAGAUGACUUCUUAAUUUUGAACUUAUUUUUUUAGUGUGGAGAUUAAUUUUUCAACAGAAGUUUGCUUGUAAGGUUACUACCUCAGUUUAUUAAUCUACCUGGUCAUUAUUUUAUUUCUAUCUGGUUUGCUCUAAGAACUGCCUCUAGAGAGAGUGUGUGUGUGUGUGUGUAUGUAUACACACAUACAUAUGUGCUCAUACAUGCAGUGCGAGUGCAACAGCAUAAAAGUUGGUCAGAUUUUUGUAGAGUCCUUAUUUUGUGUUUUGUACACCUCCACCUUAGGUAAUCAUAGGGAAUACAUUUAGAAGGUCUGGCUCAAUAUGGUGAAAUUGUGGCAGUUGGACAGCUGCCAUCUUUGCCUUGCAAAAAGCUUUUUUUUUCACUAUGUGUAGGCAUUCUUUUAAAACCAGACUGAGGCAUACUAUCAUAUUUCAGACACCUAGGCUGUAUUUUGUGUUUCUGAAAUCUAACACUUAACGCAUUUAAAAAAAUAAUGGGACAUCAUUCGUUGGAUAUUGGAAAAUCGUUCCUUUGGGGUUCCUUGCUACCAAAUGAGUGAAAGCUUGGUUAAGAAUUCCAUAUAUUUAGUAGAAUUCCGUAUACUACCCUGCUUUAGAAGAAGUGUUGAUGAAGUGAUAAAAAGGACAGAAGGGGCCAUUUUUAAAUCAGACCGAAAGAAAAAAUAAAAUCGUUAGUUUCUUCCUACUCCUGAUUGUUAGAACAGUUAAACCCCACACUCUUAACAAGAAAAGGCUUAGAGGUUUCAUGAAAGGUUUUACACAUUUGAAGUCUUAUAAUGGUGCUUUAAGAGUCAAUGUAGCAUGAGAAAGACUUUGUACAGACAGGUGAAAAUUCUACUUCUGAGUGAGGACAUGUGAUGACGCCUCUUUAACUUGAAAUCAGAACUAUCAGAUUUUUUAUUUUUUUAUAAUUUACAGAAGGUGAAGUUAGGGGGCUAGAUGUCUAAAUUGGCUUCUAAAGAUCCAUUUAUUUAAAUGUAACCAUUUUGUUGGGAUUUUAUAGCUAAAAUUAUAUUUGUGUAUAUAACUUAACUAAUCUGUAAAUUGUAAUAAAUAUAUUUGCAAUUAUUAAAUGUUGCAUAUUUUGGUUCA